AUUUGCAAGCACAGAUAAUCAUCUUCCACUUGGGAAAAAAACCUCCUCCUCAUUGCUUUCCCCAAACCCAGAACUCAGAAGCCAAUGGAUACUGCAAAACCCUAUGGGACCUCCGUUUCUAUCUUCUCCGUUCUCCUCUUUUUCUAUAUAUAGUUAUUUGCCCCGCCUUCCCUUCCCCUUCAACUCUCUUUAGGUACCCUACUCUCUCCUUGCUUAAUUUUUUCCUUAAAGUCUAAGAAAUUUGAUAUUUAAAUAUAGUAAUUAUCAGAAUUAUUAAUAUAUUUUUUAAAAGAUUUGUACUUUUAGUUUCUUGGGGUCUUGUAGUUGUUGGUGAGAGUAGUAAAGUGCAAAUAUAUCCUAGCUUGAGAGUUAUGAACUCAAAGCUAGGGACUUUGGUGCUUUGCGAAAGAAUUUAUAUCAAUGGGUUGCCAAGGCUUAAAACACCUGAACAAGUUUUCCCAUUCUUUGAAGCUCAAACUCUCACCUUCUAACUCCAGUUUUCGUAGACCCCAUGUAAAGGUAUGUUUUCACAGGUGAGUUUUUCUAUUACGAAAAUGGCAAUGCUUUUGACUGCCUUUUCUUACCUAGGCAUGAGGCACUAGCUUUUGAGCUGGAAAUUUAAGAGCCACUGAUGUAUUUUCUUUGCCGGAACGCGUCUCGUGCGAUAGGGAUGUGUCCGCUGGAAAUGUGGGAGAAGAUUGAUAAGGGUGGUUCGUGGGUUCGAUCCAUUUUACCUUUUGACCGCAAGUUGUUAGAUAUAAGAAGGGCUGGUGUAUUCUCAAAAACCCUUGAGCUGUCGAUUGAAGAGGGUUGGUUUUACCAUUUCUGUUCUACCUGUUGUUUUCAGGAGUAACAUGUCAGGUUUUUGGUACUUCAUUUUUAUGUUAGCAAUUUGUUUUGCUAUUGUUCUGCGAUUUUCUCGUAUCGUCAGAUAUUCUUAAUCUUGGGUGUCAUUAUGCCGAGCGUUGCAUCCACUUUGAGCAGGUCUUUGGUAUUUUACUACAGCAGUACCAUGGCGAUUGGGAUCAACCUUGUAAUACUUGUGGUUCCUUUUCAGGGGAUGGAGCUUCUGCCAACAGGUCAAAAGAGCUCGCAUGCAAUUUUCAUGUUGGUUUGGGAACUUUUCUCUUUCGCUACUUGCCCGGAUUGUUGCAUUCAAUACUCAUGGAAAUGGGAAUAAGCAAAGACAUGCAUUAUCCUGUAUGUAUGCUAUAAGUAUUAUGAUAUUGGGCUUGUAUCUCUGUUCUAGAGAAGAUUAUGGUUCUCCUUUGCUUUUGUAAACUAGUUAACAUUUAGGCUCUGUGCAUUUUUCAAGUCUGAAGCUGUAAACUUUGUUACAAAAAAUAGCAGUUGUUUCCUGGAUGCAAGCAAGGGUCCUUAUGUUUAUAGAUCACGUAUGUAAGGCUACCCUAAUUCUCUCUGGUGAUAUGUUUCCAUAGAAGCACUCAACUAAGGGUCCCUAUGCUUAUAGAUCACACAUGUAAGGUUGAAAUUGCUAUGAUGGUAAUUGAAAGUUUAAAUUAAUACCAGUUCCUGUUUAGGCUUGCUUCUAAGGAGCUGAUAUUUCAUCAUGGAACAACUUUAUAGAGUUAUUGCAUCUGUUUGAUGCUCUCAAUCACUACAAAAUGCUUUGCCAAUCUGUGGCUAAUGGUUUUAAUCCAUGGGCCAAACUCUUUCAUGCAGUUGACUGUAGAUUACAUUUUUCGAGCAACUGAAAAAGCUAUUGAACAACAAGUUCUUGUUGGUUUCAUUAUCCUGCUGACCGUGCUUAAUAAGCUUGUUGAAACUGUCCAGCUUCAUGCCUGUGCUGGCAGACAAGGUUCUGCUUUUAGAUAUUCUUUGUUGGAUUCUAUCUUAAUCUUGUUAGUAUCUGUGAAAACUCAAACUUUCACCUAUGAGAACCCUAGUUUCUUGUUACUGAUGUGCUUCUUUGCCAACCUUGUUAGAGGAGUAUCUAGUUCUUUUCUGGACAUGCCUGUACCAUGCUACUUAGUGAUUACACACUUGUCAACUUCUAGUGGUUACAUCUUUGUCUAUACCAUGUUAGAGGAGUCUCUUUUGAAGUGCGAGUAUGUACCUGCAAUGAGUUAAAUUGACAAUAUAUGACCAGUGAAGACAAAAACUGUACCACCUUGCAUCAGACCCAUCUUUUUUCUAUUGUAUGUUGCUCUUACAGGACCUGCUUGAGGACUCUGUCGUUAACAUGCGUGGCCAUGUUUUCUACUAUCAGUGUGUCAGAAUACUUGACAGGAGAUGAUAAUACUUGCCCUGCUUCUGACUGCAAAGAACAACUUGGUUCCGAUGUUGUUUUCUCUGAAGCUACUCUUAGAAGAAGAAUCUCUGACAACCUUGAUGUUAGUUCCUCAAAUUCCACAUUUGAUGAUAAAUCAAUCAGUCCUUCAGCAUGAGUAUAGUUCCUCAAAAAUCAAAGCUGUUCUUGAGGUUCAAUCCCAUUGUAAGGUAGAGAGUCCAAUUUCAGGAUUUAAUGGUUCUACAGGAUCCAGUGCUACGUCGAUGGCAUAUUCAAACUCGUCAACUGAAGGACCAAUAAAAGCAAUUGUUUUCUCCCAGUGGACUAGCAUGUUGGAUUUGGUUGAAAUUUCACUGAAUCAGUAUUGCAUCCAGUAUAGGAGGCUUGAUGGGACACUGACUUUGAGUUCAAGAGACUGGACUGUUAAAGAUUUGAACACUGAUCCCAAGGUCACUGUGAUGCUGAUGUCCUUAACGGCAGGAAUCCUAGGUUUGAACAUGGUUGCUGCAUGUCAUGAAAUCCUUCUGGAUCUUUGGUGGAAUCCAACCACUGAGGAUCAGGCUGUUGAUCGAGCUCAUAGAAUUGCACAGAAAAAUGGUUGCAUCUGCAUUUGGCGAAGAUCAAAGUGGGGGUUCAGCUACUCGUCUUACUGUGGAAGAUCUCGAAGUGGGGGUUCUAGGACACCCCCCCAAUUCAUUCACUUUGCUUCUCAUUGCCAUCUAUUUCUAACUCAACUAGGAAAAGAGUCCAAGAAUUUUGAACAGUUAGGAAGCCAGGAGGAAACCAAUGGCUGCACAUGUGAACACCUGCCCAUAUUGUAGCUCAAAUCAAAAUCGUGGGGACUGGCAUGUUUUUGGGUGUUUUCUUUCUUGUUUUACGAGGGCCAUAAUUGGCAUUUAUGUUCUCUCAUCAAGUGCAGAGGACACCGAAGGCAGAAAUAUUUGUAAAUAUUAUUAUAAUUGCCUAAAAUAUAUCAAGCAAUUAGUUUGUGCAAA
Populus nigra (black poplar) is the source of this 3246-nucleotide messenger RNA. RefSeq names its product helicase-like transcription factor CHR28. The transcript is spliced from 5 exons. The coding region runs from base 2254 to 3072 and encodes 272 amino acids. NCBI's taxonomy places the organism in Eukaryota, Viridiplantae, Streptophyta, Magnoliopsida, Malpighiales, Salicaceae. The record is from RefSeq and is a predicted model, not a curated record.